CAACCGCUGACAAAAUUCAAUUUACAAUUUAUUUUUAUUUUCCCACAUUACUACUAUUUUGUCUGUUUCCCCCGCUCUCGUGCUCUCGCCGCCGAUUCCGUAACGGUCGCCGGCCGCAUUACGCCGACAAACACGUUCCUCUCGCCGAGGUUUCGAGAAUCUGCUCCCCCGAAGUUUACCUGAAGUACUCCGAUUCGAUUGCGUUCUCCUUCACUUUCCGAUAGCUUUUAUUUUUCACACAGGAGGUAUCGAAGUAGAAACCGAUUCCUCUCAUUACAGAUUAUUAUUCAUCGGUAGCGAUCGAUCUGAGAGCUCGUCUUUAAUCCGUGGCAGAUAAAAGUGAGCACAAUGAUUGGAUCGUUUCUAACAAGAGGACUUGUAAUGGUGUUUGGAUAUGCGUAUCCUGCUUACGAAUGCUACAAAGCGGUUGAGAAGAACAAGCCUGAGAUUCAACAGCUUCGUUUCUGGUGCCAAUACUGGUUUGUCAUUCAUUGCCUUUGUCAUCGGUCAUUUCUUGUGUUUUUUUCUUCUGUAAAAGUCUUUAUCUUCCUUUUUUUGAAAACUCCUUGCAGGAUUCUGGUGGCUGCUCUGACGGUUUUUGAAAGAGUUGGUGAUACUUUCGCUUCAUGGGUUCCGCUGUACAGCGAGGCAAAGCUGGCGUUUUUCAUAUAUCUUUGGUUCCCUAAGACCAGAGGAACUACGUAUGUUUAUGAUUCUUUCUUUAGACCCUAUGUUGCAAAGCACGAGAAUGAAAUCGACCGCAACUUGGUUGAGCUAAGGACCAGAGCUGGAGACAUGGCGGUGAUAUACUGCCGGAAAGCAGUGUGCUAUGGACAGACAAGAGUCACUGAUAUCCUCCAGUUUGUAGCUCUACAAUCAACACCAAAACCUAAACCUAAGGAAAAGAAGCAGACUCCACCGGAAGCAGAGGAGCAGAAACAACCUGAUGAUCUUAAGGCGGCGAGCCAAGCAGCUUCUAGUAGUCUUCAAGCGCGUCCACAGAUCAAGAAACCACAGCUUCUAACCAAAGAACCUAUACCGGCAAAGCCUAUUAUAUCUCCUCGUAAGCAGCUGCAAGCAGAAACCAAGGAAGCUAAACCCAGCGCGUCACUCCCUCCUCUUACUCCACCAUCAUCACCUUCAACCGCCACUAAACCAAACGCUGAUCCAGCUCAGCCAUCAUCAACUGCAGAGGCAGAGAAAGCGUCGGAGACUGUUGCUGCGUUACCAGCGUCUGCGAUUAAGCGAGCGUCAUCUUCGAAAGAGACAAUCAGGGAGACAAUAAGGGUCACACGUGGGAGUCUGAGAAAAGCUCGCUCAACGGGGACACGCUAAAGGAGGAAAAAGUGCCUAUUUCAAUAUGAACUUUACGCGUCGUGCCUAUUCCUUCACGAACUUUGUAGUAGUGCGUAUUCCACACUGAACUAAACAAAUUUUUUAAAAUACUAUAUGAACUUUAUGCGUCGUGUCUA
Messenger RNA from Raphanus sativus (radish), 1472 nucleotides. Its product is annotated as HVA22-like protein h. Lineage: Eukaryota; Viridiplantae; Streptophyta; Magnoliopsida; Brassicales; Brassicaceae. The transcript has 6 exons. The coding region runs from base 349 to 1335 and encodes 328 amino acids. The record is from RefSeq and is a predicted model, not a curated record.